Messenger RNA from Cucurbitaria berberidis CBS 394.84, 591 nucleotides. Its product is annotated as 2',3'-cyclic-nucleotide 3'-phosphodiesterase. The transcript has 2 exons. The coding region runs from base 1 to 591 and encodes 196 amino acids. Gene Ontology annotation, molecular function: 2',3'-cyclic-nucleotide 3'-phosphodiesterase activity. NCBI's taxonomy places the organism in Eukaryota, Fungi, Ascomycota, Dothideomycetes, Pleosporales, Cucurbitariaceae. Gene Ontology annotation, biological process: cyclic nucleotide metabolic process. The record is from RefSeq and is a predicted model, not a curated record.
AUGCCAGGCUCGUCGCUCUGGCUUCUCCCGCCAGCUUCCCACCCUCUCAACAACCUCCUAACCACACUUAUCGACAAAACAUCAUUUCACUUCACUUCCCCGCAUCGGUUCCUUCCCCACGUCACACUGACCUCCGAAAUCUACCCCUCUGCCUACGGUUCUGAUCCUCAAGAAUGGCUCGACUCACUGAACAUCGAAUUUGGUACUGAGAUUGCAGUUGAAUUCAAAAAGUUAAAUAGUGAAGAUGUCUUCGUCCGGAAACUGUAUAUCAAGUGCAAAAAGGACGAUUUGCGCUUGCUAGCACUACGCUGCAGACAGCAAGUCAAAGGGUUCGAGCAGGCAGAGAAAGCGGAAGAAUGGGUGAACGAGUUGUAUACUCCGCAUCUGAGUCUGCUGUACCACGACUGUCCUCGGAUUGAUACAGAAGGACUAUCGCAAGCCGGAGAGUUUGCUCAAGACCUUGGCAUCAGUGUGAAUGGGCAAGGCAAGCUUGGUAGCUGGAAGGGCGGGAGGGUUGUAUUAGUUCAAACCGACAAGCCGAUCCAUGAGUGGAAACCAAUUGCAGAGAGGAGUUUGGGAGGUGCAGCUUGA